AUGUCGAAACCAACUGAUAUUCUGAUCGAGAAACUCAAACUGCAAUGUCUCCUUCGCGAGAAAGUGUUUGUAACAUGGAAAGAUCAAUCAGAGAUUUUGUUAGUUAUUCCUCCAAACGCCGAUUUCGCAAAUAGUUCUAGAUCUCAUUUAAUGUCGGAUAUCGAUAGUUUGUCUCGCCUUGACGCUUCUGCUAUUCACGAUACUGAAAUCAGCGAUUCAAUACAAGUUCUCUGUAUACAAUUCGAUCUGGAUGCAAAAGGGUUUGUCGUUAUGAAGAAGAAGAAGACUGCUGCAACUAUUAAGGCUUAG
Molecule: messenger RNA, 309 nt
Organism: Botrytis sinoallii
Lineage: Eukaryota; Fungi; Ascomycota; Leotiomycetes; Helotiales; Sclerotiniaceae
Exons: 2
Coding region: 1-309 (102 amino acids)
Source: RefSeq, a predicted model, not a curated record